AUGGUUAAUGUGAAUUCGCCAAGAAAAGAUUUAUCAAUUUUGGCACAAUGUAUGAAUCCGGUUGAAGAGGAGAUUCCAGAAGAACAAGUGUUUCAUCCAGAUUCGGUCAUGUUACCACCAGUAUCUGCUGUCCCAUUCGACUACUACCCAUAUUCUCCAAGAUAUAAGUAUCCUGAAGUAACAUGUAGUUAUCCAUUUGUAUCUUCUCCACCAUAUGUAGUACAUUAUAUGUCAAAUUUGGGAAUACCAAGCUUCUUUCAGCAAUUAGAUAUUAGUGUUGAACAAAGAAGAAAUGUUUUCCAAAGAAAUUAUGGUAAAAACAGAAUAAUGCAAUUAGAAAAGGGAGAAGAAAACUUUGGUAAAUACUGGACUGAAACUCAACCAUCACGCCCAUUAGGAUGUAUGGGGUAA
Molecule: messenger RNA, 411 nt
Organism: Cryptosporidium ubiquitum
Lineage: Eukaryota; Apicomplexa; Conoidasida; Eucoccidiorida; Cryptosporidiidae
Exons: 1
Coding region: 1-411 (136 amino acids)
Source: RefSeq, a predicted model, not a curated record